This is a messenger RNA of Nelumbo nucifera (sacred lotus), 2472 nucleotides long. RefSeq names its product Tetratricopeptide repeat (TPR)-like superfamily protein. Gene Ontology annotation, molecular function: protein binding. The record is from RefSeq and is a predicted model, not a curated record. Lineage: Eukaryota; Viridiplantae; Streptophyta; Magnoliopsida; Proteales; Nelumbonaceae.
UAUCCUAACGUAUAAAUAAUGCUGUCGUCCACCCUGGAGCGAUGAGCGUUGGUUUUGUGCUUCCUGCAUGAUGUUCUCAAGACUAAAAGCACUGAAUCAGGUCGGCAAAUGCAUGAAUUGUCAUUCGAUCAAAACAGCAAGGCCACACCAAACCUUCCGUUCUUCGACUAGGCCUACAGAAAAAAAUGGCCAUAAACGCCCUCCUCGUCCAACCACCUCUCCAAAGCCCCGCAGACCUAUUCCCUUCCUUACCCAUCUCAAGGAAAUCAAACAUCCAGAUGAUGCUCUCGCUCUCUUCCAUGAAUACCAACAAAUGGGAUUCAGGCACGACUAUCCUUCCUACUCUGCUCUCAUCUACAAAUUCGCUCGUUCUCGCCAUUUCGAAGCAGUUGAGACCCUCCUUGAUCACAUCCGAGACAACAAUAUGAGGUGCCAAGAGAAACUCUUUGUAGCUUUAAUUCAGCACUAUGGAAAGUUCAAUUUACCCCAGAAGGCUAUCGACCUUUUUCAUCGCAUCACGUCUUUCAAUUGCACCCGUACGUUGCAGUCAUUGAAUUUCCUCCUCAACGUUCUUGUUGAGAAUGAUCGCCUCGCUGAUGCAAAAGAGAUUUUUAAUAGCUCAUCUAGGAUGGGUUUUCGGCCUAAUUCAGUUUCGUUUAACAUAAUCAUCAAGGGCCACACUGAGAAGGGUGAAUGGGAACAAGCUUGCCAAGCGUUUGAAGAAAUGCUUGAGAGGGAAGUCCAACCUACUGCAGUAACCUACAAUUGUUUGAUUGGUUUUUUAUGUAGAAGAGGCGAUCUGGACAAGGCAAGAGCCCUAUUUGAGGACAUGACUCGGAAAGGGAAACACGCCAAUGCAGUCACAUACGCCCUGUUGAUGGAAUGUUUGUGUUCUGCAGGGAAAUAUAAUGAAGCAAGAAAGAUGAUGUUUGAUAUGGAAUACCGAGGGUGUAAACCACGUCUUGUGAAUUUUGGGGUUUUGAUGAGUGACCUUGGAAGGAGAGGGAAAAUUGCGGAGGCAGAAUCUUUGCUUGCUGAGAUGAAGAGAAGAAGGUUUAAGCCAGAUGUAGUGACAUACAAUAUCUUGAUAAAUUAUUUAUGUAGAGAAGGUAGAGCUUCGGAGGCUUACAAGGUCUUUGUAAAAAUGCAGGUUGAAGGCUGUGUGCCGAAUGCUGCAACAUAUCGGAUGAUGGUUGAUGGGUUUUGCAAGGUUGGGAAUUUUGAGAAAGGUUUGAGGGUUUUAAAUGCGAUGCUGACUAGUAAUCAUUGUCCACGCUUGGAAACUUUUUGUUGUUUGUUUUUUGGACUCUGUGAACGUGGAAAGUUGAGUGAUGCAUGUUUUGUUUUGGAAGAGAUGGAGAAGAGGGAGAUGAGGUUCCAUUUGGAGGGUUGGGAAUCUUUAAUUAAUGGUUCCUGUUCUGGAGAUGCAGGCACUACGGAGAUUUUAAGAGAGCUGAUGCUAAUUGAUAAGUAGGUUUUGGGGAGGAGGAGAUGAGAAGACUAAAGAGUGCUUUUUUAAUCUCUCUAGAAGUAUUCAAGAGUUCAAUCUUUGACUUUGAUGUGUUAAUAUUUAAAAAUGGAUAACUAACAUACAGUAGCUGGUGGAGAGCUAUUGAAUUCAGCAUCUUCAUCUUGCCCUCCAUCCUGAAGUGGGGUUAUGAUAAAGUGAGAUCAGACAAAUUCCUCAGAGGGCAUGAUUGAAUCAAGGCUGUUUAUUACCAUUACAAAAAGGGCUCCAUUUAGAACAGAUUUGUUGCUGUUCGAGACCAUUAAUUUCUCAUAUCUGUAGCUUGACGUAACUGCUGUCCCUGUUCUAGCGUUUAUGAUACUUCAUCAGCUUGAAUUUUCCUAUGCUCCUAUAGAGGUCUUUCUUUAACUAAUUUCUUUUAUGGAGGAGCUUCUUUUGCCCUGUAUUUGGGAAUCAUCUACCAACUAGUAUGAGUUAUACGGCAAUGAACUGUCAAAUAAUGAACUUCCUGAUGUUUCAGAGGGUAUCAUCCUUUAAAUUUACAUAGACUUGAAGCGGAUUAGGCUAUCAUGGGAGACAGCCUCAUUGUGAAUGUUUUAGGUUGCAUUGGGGUUUCAAUAUCUAGGAACAUGUUUGCUCUUGUUGUGGUUUCAAGUUCUACAUGAAAGAGGAUUGUUGGGUCUUAUGCUCAGGGUAUUGCAGGGUUCCAACUGAACCUUUAUGAACAUGUAGUUUUGAAUAUAGCUGACUGGGCAAUCUAACUGGAUUCUAUAUCUGAGCAUGACGAACAAUGAAAUUCACAAGAAUUGUUGUUAGACAAACAAGGGAGGUUUCAAAGGUGAUUGGCAUUAAAAUUGUUAAAUGGCAUUUUUUGUAAUAUCUAUACUUUUUCUUAAUAACAGAAGCAAAAUACAAGUACAUGGAUGAUAUGAUGAUAUAUGAGAAACUCGUUGAAAAACUUGAUAUGAUUUUUUUUUCUAUUGUAUUUCCGCAUAGGUUCCAAU